Molecule: messenger RNA, 2570 nt
Organism: Ilex paraguariensis (yerba mate)
Lineage: Eukaryota; Viridiplantae; Streptophyta; Magnoliopsida; Aquifoliales; Aquifoliaceae
Source: the annotation of a GenBank genome assembly
UCUCUCUCUCUCUCUCUCUCUCUCCAAUGUGUAUUGCUGUAAAGGAGGCACCCUAAUUAUUGCACCAGUUUCUGUUUCCUUUUUGUUUUGCUUGCUUCACCCGAUACACCGAUGACUGAAUUUUUCUCUUUAAACUGCUUUUUUUUUCUGCUUCUUUUUUUUUAAAAAAAAAAUUGGAAAAUCCUCUGAACUUUGAGGGUUGCACUGGGUAUGGUGGUAGGACCAUUAGUUUUGCAGCAUGAUCUGAUUUAUCACCUGCUGCAUAUUCAUGGAAAAUUGAAUGGAGUUUAGUUUAAGAAUAAAAUUAAAUGGCGGGUGGUGCGCAUGCCGGGGAGGUGGUAAUUUUGGUCUGGGAGUGUCUGUCUAGCUUCAAAAAUAUGGUUAGCCUUCGAUUCGACUAUAUGUGCGCAUGUUCAUAAUAUAUCUAUAUAAUAUGGCUGCAUUGGAAGUGCAUAAAAUUCCAGAGUAAUCAAAUGUGGUAUGCUGGUUUUAAAUGGGCCCUCUUUGUGUGAUUUUGGAGAAGAUCUCCAAUGGAUUUGAUUUGUUAGGCACCGGUGCCACACACCAAACUUGGAAACAAAAAGAUAAACUUGUUCGAAUGCCAGAAUCAGGAUGCUUUCUCCAAUGGCUCAUCCCCUUUCCGCAAACUGUUCUUUUAUACAUUUGUGUGUGUUGUUUUACUGGCCCAGAUAUAUGUGUUCCUCAUAAUCAUGUGCACUUAGUUGAAUAUUUAUUUUCCUUUUAAUUGGUAACAAAAACCCACCUGUUCAGGACAUAUUGCGUAGACAAGACUAAGUAGCAAAUGGAGAAAGAAAAAGCUUGCAAAGCACAUGUUGUGGUGCUUGCAUAUCAUGGACAAGGCCACAUAAAUCCAAUUGUACAAUUUUCUAAACGUCUGGCCUCGAAAGGAAUCAAGGUCACAGUAACUACCAUACUCUCAACUACCAAGACCAUGCAAUCAACAGCUGGCUCAAUUACAUUUGAAUCAAUAUAUGAUGAUUGCAGCGAAGGUGGGACGGCAGGAGCUGGAGGAUUUAAGGGCUUUCUUGACAGGUUUGAAGCUAGUGGUUCACGGAACUUAACUGAACUCAUUAGGAAACAAGAAAACUCUGAUUACCCAGUGAAGUGCCUCGUCUAUGAUGCUAACAUACCAUGGGCUUCAAAUAUAUUCAAGCAGUUUGCAAUACCUGGGGCAGCAUUCUUUACGCAGUCAUGUGCUGCUAUUGCUAGUUACUAUCCCAUGUACUGUGAGAUAUCGGGGGAGCCUCUGCCGGCGCUUGAUUUUCCACUGUCUGGAUUGCCAGCACCUGUAAUUCCGAAUAUGCCAUCAAUGGGUCCUACUACAGGACGCUUCCCCCCAAUGUUCCUGAACAUACUGAGUCAGUUCACUAACAUUGAGAAAGCAGAUUGGGUCCUUUUCAACUCCUUUGAUAAGUUGGAAGAAGAGGUGGUGAAAUGGAUGUCAAAUCUCUGGCCUAUCAGGACAAUUGGACCAACUGUGCCGUCUAUUUACCUGGACAAGCGAGUGGAAAAUGACAACGGUUACGGUUUCAAUAUGUAUAAGCCAAAUACUGACGCCUGCAUGAAGUGGCUUAACACUAAGGAGAUUGGGUCAGUUGUGUAUGUUUGUUUUGGGAGUGCUGCAAGUUUGCAUGUGGAGCAGAUGGCAGAGAUGGCAGAGGCUCUGAGGCAAACCAGCAGCAGCUUCUUGUGGGCAGUGAAGCCAAGCGAACAAAGCAAGCUUCCCACUAAUUUUGUUGAGGAGACAUCAGAGAAGGGAUUGGUAGUGACAUGGUGCCCUCAAUUGGAGGUGUUAGCCCAUCAAGCUGUAGGAUGCUUCAUAUCACACUGUGGGUGGAAUUCAACUGCAGAGGCAAUAAGCUUUGGGGUACCUAUGGUGGCAAUGCCGCAGUUUUUAGACCAGAUGACUAACGCGCAUUUUGUGGAGCAAGUUUGGGGAGUGGGAGUUAAACCCAAGGCAGAUGAAAAAGGUCUUACAAAUAGUGUAGAAAUUGGUGAGUGCAUCAAUUUAAUUAUGAAUGGGGAGAGAGGACAAGAGAUUAAAAAGAAAGCUAUUCAUUGGAAGGAGUUGGCUAAGCAAGCAAUAGACGAGGGAGGAAGUUCAGACAAGUAUAUUGAUGAAAUCGUUGCUCGGCUUGUGGCCAACUGAUUUUUGGCUCUGCUUGCUAAAAAAAAGUUAUUUUUCUUAUUAAUAGAAAGUCCUAUGUGUGUGUGUGUGUGUUUUUUUUUUUUUUGAGACAUGUCUUCUCUUUUAUGGUGGAAUUGGCUGUCUGCUAAGCUUUGCUGAGUGAUGGUGUUUGUGUCUUGAAGGGGGGAAGAUAAUGUUUGAGUUAUCAUGGUCGAAAAACAAGAUUAUGAUCUGUUGUUUGAGAAAUGCCUCAUAUAUGGCAGUGAGAAAUUCAUAUAUGUAUGUUAAGUAGAGCCGUUGUUUAUAUUUUGCGAACCAUAUACUUGGACUUGUAUUCAUUGGCAUAAAGAAUUGAAUUAUAGCAUUGCGAAGCCAUAUAUACAUGUACAUGUAGAGCACCAUCUGUUCUGAGAGUGAUGAU